Molecule: messenger RNA, 886 nt
Organism: Pseudonaja textilis
Lineage: Eukaryota; Metazoa; Chordata; Lepidosauria; Squamata; Elapidae
Source: RefSeq, a predicted model, not a curated record
GAUGAUCCCUUCAUCCAGCAAGACCUUCUUGGUGAACGACUUGGCCGCCGGCCGGGAAUACGACCUGUGCGUCUUGGCAGUGUACGACGACGGCGUGACCUCCCUGACGGCGACUCGGGUAGUGGGCUGCGUGCAAUUCACCACCGAGGGGGAGAGCGCCCAGUGCCACUCGCUCCACACCCAGUUCCUGGGGGGCACCAUGAUCAUCAUCCUGGGGGGCAUCAUCGUGGCCUCGGUGCUGGUCUUCAUCAUCAUCCUCAUGAUCCGCUACAAGGUCUACAGCGGGCAGGAGGAGCAGAAGAAGGCGGCCAGGGUCAGCAACGUCUACUCGCAGACCAACGGCAGCCACCCGCAGCCCAGCACCAGCACGCUGCCCCCCUCGGCCUCCAAAAUCGGGGAGGACAAGUACGAGACCCUCCAGGAGGUUGCUUCCAAGGACCCCCGGCUGGGCGGGGGCAGCAGGGGCGAUGCCCCCCAUGGGCCAGACGUCUCCUUGACCGAGCUGGAGAAGAGGGCGGCAGCGCAGAGGAGCCCCGAUCUCCAAACCGUGGCGGUCCUGACUUCGGAAGAAGGACAGCGGGAGGUCAGGAGGGCCGGCUCCUCGGUCUCCCUGUGCCUCCUCAGAGACCCCGGGGGCACCCCCCAGCUCCGGGCCAAACCGGGCAGCAGCGAGUCGGGGUCUUUCCCCCGCGCGCUCUCCAGGACUCGGCACCACCGCCAUUCCUUCGACGGGGAUUACGCGCUCUUCCAGAGUCACAGCUACCCCCGCCGCACACGGACAAAGCGCCACAUGUCCACCUCUCAGUUGAACUCGGCGGAGUCUCCCUUGAGUCACAGGCGGGUUACUUUCGGCAGCACGGAGUGGAUGCUGGAAAGCACAGUCUGA